Molecule: messenger RNA, 483 nt
Organism: Arabis nemorensis
Lineage: Eukaryota; Viridiplantae; Streptophyta; Magnoliopsida; Brassicales; Brassicaceae
Source: the annotation of a GenBank genome assembly
AUGGAGGAGUCGAGCGAGAGGAGGCCAGUCCGGUUAGGGGAAUACAAGAUCCCAGAAUUGAUAAAUAUGUCGAUGGUGGAUGACGACAUGAAAAUCAUAUCCAUUAAACCACAUGAAGACUGUGCUAAAAAUUAUCAACGAAUGAUUGUAGAUAUGAAUCAAGAGUAUCUGCGUUUGAGACGUGAGAUCUACGAAUUCUUUUUCGCCGAGAAUUUGAUCGGUACCAGCCAGAGAUCUUACAUGAUUCUCCCGCCAAGAUACUCGUCCGACGUGGUCUUUGACCUCCAAGGAGAAGAGGAUCUUAUUCUUCUUCUCGGAGGUGUAUCUGAACGGCCACGUCCAACUCUUCGUAAGGCUAGACGUACACGAGAUCUUCCAUCUCGUGUAUCUCGUCGAUCCUCACAGGUAUCUCCACCCAUUUAUCUACGCCAUAGAUUUCUACCACAGUCACGGAAAGGUUCUUCUACUCGACGUCAACGUUGA